CCGCCACCGUGCGCCGUGAGCCCGCGGCGCCCGCCCCGGCCCCACCGGAGCGCCGGGCACCGGGCCGGCAGCAGCGCAUGCGGUGCGGGGCUAGCGCCGCUCCGCUCCGCGCCCGCCGCCCGCCGCCGUCAUGGCGACUCCCAAUAAUGUCACUGCCACCAACUGCAGCUGGUGGCCCAUCUCGGCGCUGGAGAACAGCGCGGGGAAAUCCACGGAGGGCGAGGAAAAUCACGGCCCGGCAGACCCCGCUCUCAAAUCGCAGGACAGAUUGGUUUUGUACCACUGGACCCAGUCUUUCAGCUCGCAAAAGGUGCGCCUGGUGAUCGCAGAGAAGGGGCUGCCCUGCGAGGAGCGCGACGUCAGCAUGCCCCUGAUGGAGCACAAGGAGCCCUGGUUCAUGCGGCUCAACCUGGGCGAGGAGGUGCCCGUCAUCAUCCACAGGGACAACAUCAUCAGCGACUACAACCAGAUCAUCGACUACAUGGAGAAGAACUUCACGGGAGAGAAUGUGCCACAGCUGAUCCCCGAGCCGGGCAGCCUGCUGCAUGCACGGGUGCUGCAGUACCGGGAGCUGCUGGACUCGCUGCCCAUGGACGCCUACACGCACGGCUGCAUCCUGCACCCCGAGCUCACCACCGACUCCAUGAUCCCAAAGUACGCCACCACUGAGAUCCGCAGACAUUUAGCUAAUGCCACCACGGAUCUGAUGAAGCUGGACCAUGAAGAGGAGCCACAGCUAUCUGAGCCUUACCUCUCCAAGCAGAAGAAGCUCAUGGCCAAGAUCCUGGAGCACGACAAUGUGAACUACUUGAAGAAGAUCCUUGGAGAACUUGGGAUGGUGCUAGACCAGAUUGAGGCUGAGCUGGAGAAAAGGAAAUUGGAGUACCAAGGGCAGAAGUGUGAACUUUGGCUCUGCGGAUGCGUCUUUACUUUGGCUGAUAUCUUGUUAGGAGCCACCCUGCACCGCCUCAAGUUUCUGGGACUCUCUAAGAAAUACUGGGAAGAUGGCAGCAGACCUAACCUACAGUCCUUCUUUGACAGGAUACAGAAACGCUUCGCCUUCAGGAAAGUUUUGGGAGACAUCCACACCACGCUCCUCUCUGCAGUGGUACCCAAUGCCUUCAGGCUGGUCAAGAGGAAACCUCCCUCCUUCCUUGGAGCCUCCUUCCUGAUGGGAUCUCUGGGGGGAAUGGGAUAUUUUGCUUAUUGGUACUUAAAGAAAAAAUACAUCUAGUGCUGACUGCUUGGUGUUUAGUUUGGUGUCUCUGUGCUGUGUGAAAUUAUGAUGAAGCCUCAGUAACUGUAAUGAAAUUUGAAGCAAGGUAAUGAAUAAUUAUAUUGUUUAAUGUAACAUUCCAUAGUCUAGAAGUAGAAACCUAUACUGCAAGGAAAUAAGACAACAACAA
This is a messenger RNA of Passer domesticus (house sparrow), 1406 nucleotides long. RefSeq names its product ganglioside induced differentiation associated protein 1 like 1 (gene GDAP1L1). The coding region runs from base 131 to 1234 and encodes 367 amino acids. The record is from RefSeq and is a predicted model, not a curated record. NCBI's taxonomy places the organism in Eukaryota, Metazoa, Chordata, Aves, Passeriformes, Passeridae. The transcript is spliced from 6 exons.